AUGAGCGAUGAAGUAGUACUCGGCUACACUGCUGCCAUCGUCGCUGUUUUCUUCUUCGGGACGUGCUACGUGCCUGCAAAGACGUAUGCGACUUAUGAUGGCAUCAUCUUCCAGUGGUUUAUGUGUUCCGGGAUCUUAAUGGUGGGGAUCGUCUGGGGACUCCUCAGCAACAACUGGUCGCAAUACUCGCACUCGGGCAUGUUCACGUUCCCCGAAGGUCUUCUAGGGGGUGCUCUGUUUGCCAUCGCCAACCUUCUCAUUCCCACUGUGGUCAACACACUCGGUCUCGGUGUUGGCUUCAUGCUCUGGAACGCUGCCAACAUCACCCUUGGCUACUGCGUCUCUCGACUCGGACUCUUUGGAGUGGCACCUACGAUCCCGUCCAUGCCGUUCAUCAGUCUAUUGGGCAUUGCCUUCAUGCUGGCAUCCAUUGCGGUCUAUGGCACUAUCAAGCCAACGCUGAAUGCAGCCAAGACCGCCAACAUAAAAAAACGAGGCAGGAAAGAUGAAGACGAGCCAGAAGUCGAGUCCAAAGUGCAUUGGGGCAGCAAUGGCAGCAACGGGAGCUCGGACAGUCCAGCGGGAGAGCGCUCGUCUUUGCUGCCGCAAUUCGCAAAGAACGCGGAGCUUACGAGUAUCACGCUUACUCGACGCGAGUCACUGCAUGAAGCACUGGUGCACCCGGAACUGCCCAAUUUUGGACCGUUCAUGAUGCCAAAUGAAGUCGGGGAGCACGUGGAAUUGGCGGAUGCUCGCGCUGAGCAGACGCGCAAAGUCUUUGGCAUGACUAUUGCAGUGCUCGUGGGCGCGUUCUUGAGCUGCUGUCUCGUGCCGUUUGUAAACUGGAACGACCGGUGCCGCCCGUCGAAUCCGGCGCCCAGUAGCCCCAUCGAAGAGACGUGCAAUCCACUGAACUUUGUGUUCUCGCAGUGUUUGGGCAUCUACUUGACGAGCACGAUUGUGUUUUUGCUGUAUUCGCUUUUCCACCGAUUCGUGCUCAAGCGAUCGAUGCCCCGCAGUGUGAUGCGUCCAGCAUACGUUUGUGGCGUGCUGUGGGGAAUCGGCUUGUGUGGCCAGCUCUAUGCUAUCGGCGCCUUAGGUUUCGACCAGAUCUUCCCCAUCAGCUCGAUCGGUCCUGCGAUGGUGUCAAUGCUCUGGUCUGCUGGCUAUUUCAAAGAGAUUCAAGGCAAGAAGAACCUGCAGACGUUGGCUCUUGGCACGGUGUUGGUUCUCAUUGGAACGGGACUGCGCAUUGUCUCCAUGUAA
Molecule: messenger RNA, 1266 nt
Organism: Peronospora matthiolae
Lineage: Eukaryota; Oomycota; Peronosporomycetes; Peronosporales; Peronosporaceae
Source: the annotation of a GenBank genome assembly